CUGAUAAGAGGUGUAGCAUUAUUAAUAAUCUGCAUGUUCUUUAGUCUAUCUUUAGUCUUGAAUUUUAGUCAUAUAUAAUCCUCUUAACUUGUAAAUGGGAAGCCCCCACAAGCUAUCAAUCUUUGGCAUAGUCUUACUAGUUUUGUCAUCACUGCCAUCUUCUUUCUCAUCAACAACGACACAAUUUACGUUCAAUGUGGAGUGGAAGGAUGUAGAACGUUUGUGCCAUAUGAGGAAAGUGCUAACCAUAAAUGGAGAAUAUCCCGGGCCAACCAUCAUAGUUCAUGAAGGUGACAAUGUUGAGAUUAAAGUUACUAAUCGGGUUGCAAGAAACACUACUCUCCACUGGCAUGGUGUUAGACAGAUAAGAACGGCUUGGGCUGACGGUCCAGCUUAUAUUACACAAUGUCCUAUUGGACCUGGCGGAUCUUAUACUUACAAAUUCAAAAUCAUUAAUCAAAGAGGAACGCUAUGGUGGCAUGCCCAUCUUGGAUGGCAACGUUCAAGUGUCCAUGGUGCCUUCAUCAUCUACCCUCGCUUGCCUUAUCCAUUUUCAACCAAAAUUCAACAUGAUAUUCCCAUUAUAUUCGGUGAGUGGUGGAAUGGAGAUGUUGAAGCAAUUGAGAAUGACAUGAUGUUAUAUGGCAGCGGCCCUAAUUCCUCAGAUGCUUAUACCAUCAAUGGCCUUCCAGGACCAUUGUAUCCUUGUUCUACCAAAGAUACUUUCGUGGAGACAAUCGAACAAGGAAAAACAUAUUUGCUUAGGAUCAUAAACGCAGCACUUAACGACGAGCUCUUCUUCGCCGUCGCAAACCAUACACUAACGGUGGUGGAAAUUGACGCCGUUUAUACAAAGCCCUUCACCACCACUGCCAUAAUGGUCGCCCCUGGACAGACAACAAACGUCCUGCUAACGGCAAAUCAAGAUCCCCACGGCCCUAAUGGCGCCGCGUUUGUCAUGGCGGCCAGGCCUUAUCUCACCUCAGUUUUCCCCUUCGAUAAUUCCACCACAAUCGGCUUCUUUAAUUACAAACCCAAUAAUAAAAAUAAUAAUGCCCUUACCGGAAAACACCAUUACGAUCUGCCUUCCAAUCUGCCUGAAAUGACCGACACUAAAUUCGCGACAAAGUUUGCCGACAGUUUACGUAGCCUCGGAUCCAGAGAUUACCCGUGUAAGGUCCCGAAGAAGAUCGACAGGCGCGUGAUCACAACGAUCAGUCUGAACCUGCAAGAUUGUCCGGCGAAUGAAACAUGCAAAGGUUACAGAAACAAGAAAUUCUACGCGUCCAUGAAUAACCAGUCAUUCGUUAGACAACAUUCAAUGUCGAUCCUAGAAUCCCAUUACAGGAAUGUCAGCACCUCUCCCAACUUCCCAGAGAACCCACCCCACCCGUUUAACUACACCGGGGUGGAUCCCGUGGCAGAAAACAUGAACACCGAAUUCGGGACACGACUGCUUGUGGUGCCAUACGGUACGAGGUUAGAGAUGGUGUUACAGGACACCAAUUUCUUGAACCCGGAGAACCAUCCUAUUCACAUCCAUGGACACAAUUUCUUCAUUGUGGGGAGGGGGUUCGGGAACUUUGACGUGGCGAAGGAUCCGGCAGGGUACAACCUGGUGGACCCGCCAGAGAGGAACACGGUGGCGGUGCCGGUGGGGGGAUGGGCUGCAAUUAGGCUGGUGGCGGAUAAUCCCGGGGUGUGGUUCAUACAUUGCCAUCUUGAAGAACACACCACAUGGGGGCUCGCUAUGGGUUUGGUUGUGAAUGGCGGCCAACAUCCUUCUCAAUGCUUACUUCCUCCUCCCAAUGAUUUACCAAGCUGCUGAUCGAGUUUAUUUCUGCUUCACAAGUUUUGUUGGCUGCAUGGUUCAAGCAGAUCAGAGUAGAUUUUCCAUCUUUUUUAGAUGAUGAGUUAUAUAUAUAUAUUUUU
This is a messenger RNA of Ipomoea triloba (trilobed morning glory), 1932 nucleotides long. RefSeq names its product laccase-1. Gene Ontology annotation, molecular function: copper ion binding; hydroquinone:oxygen oxidoreductase activity. Gene Ontology annotation, cellular component: apoplast. The coding region runs from base 95 to 1828 and encodes 577 amino acids. Gene Ontology annotation, biological process: lignin catabolic process. The transcript has 5 exons. The record is from RefSeq and is a predicted model, not a curated record. Lineage: Eukaryota; Viridiplantae; Streptophyta; Magnoliopsida; Solanales; Convolvulaceae.